AUACUCGACAUCUGAAAAAUUCAAAUCAUUCGUAUUACAUUUUUGUUAAAAAAGAAAUUUUUAUUGCUGCACUAAAAAAAUUUUCGGUUAUAUAUUUAUUUGGCUCGUUAAAUAACUAUUUUGAAAUUUUUUGCAAACCAUGAGUCGUUGUUGUAUGCGACCUGGACGCGUUACCGGUAAUGGAUACCUAAAUUUUUUACGCGAAUUCCGCAUGAAAAACUGUGGCAUGACGGCGGUGCAAACAGUGAUUCAAGGUGCGAAGGCAUGGAAUCGACUAUCGUGCAAGCAGAAGGCCAAGUAUCGUGCAAUGGGCUGCAAGAGUGCGCGACGUAAGAGGAAGCGUCGUGGUUGUCGACCAAAACGACGUAGGCGUUCCGGCUGUCGAAAGAAGCGCCGGCCAAGGCGUCGUGGCUGUCGGCCAAAAAAACGUAGGCGUUCCGGCUGUCGAAAGAAGCGCCGGCCAAAGCGUCGUCGAAGCUGUCGUCGUCGUUCUCGCCCCCGUCGCAAGCGCGGAGGCUGCCGAAAGCGCAAGCGUUGCAUGAAACCCGGCCCAGUGACGGCAAAUGCAUAUUUGAACUUCCUACGCUCCUUCAGACGUAAACACUGUGGCCUCACGCCACGAGAAGCUGUAAAGAAGGGCGCGCGAAAGUGGUGUUCAAUGUCGCCCGAAGCAAAACGACGCUACAUGCGACAGGCCUGCAAAAUGACAAAGAGCAAACGUAAAAGGAGAAGUGGUCUGUGUCGAUCAUUCCGUAAAAAGAGGCGUUGUUGAGUGCUUCUAUGUACCCUCUAUCAAAAAUGUUUGUAAUAUAAAUUGUGAAUGUGAAUCUGUUUAUUUUUUAAUAAAACCGAGAGUGCGUAGAAAAUGGA
Messenger RNA from Anastrepha ludens (Mexican fruit fly), 870 nucleotides. RefSeq names its product protamine-like. The record is from RefSeq and is a predicted model, not a curated record. Lineage: Eukaryota; Metazoa; Arthropoda; Insecta; Diptera; Tephritidae. Gene Ontology annotation, biological process: sperm DNA condensation; spermatogenesis. The transcript has 3 exons. The coding region runs from base 140 to 772 and encodes 210 amino acids.